AUGCGUGAGAAGGUCAAGGCACCGCGCGGCCUCUUCACAGAGGUUGCCCUGGACAACCUGGCCACCUGCCACUCGCGUAAAACAUAUUGGGCGCACUCGCAGAGCAUCAUGACCAAUGGUCUCAGCAAGGGCACGCGCAUUUAUAAACGCAUGGGGGCGCGGCGGCGAGCGCAAUGGCAGCUGCGCGGCCCCGGCAGCCACCGCAGCAAGGAAAGCAGCGCCGGCUUUGAGCUUUUGAAAAGCAGCCGGGCUUUCUGCGGGUCGCGCACCUCCAUCGGAGGAGAAUCUGUCGACAAGGUCACCCGCGAGUGCUCCAUCCACGCCGGGUUCGCACGGCAACGCGCCUGGAUGCAUAGGCCCGCUCGGAGCGCCGGCGCCCUCGAACUGCGCGCGCUGGCUGCCAAGACCUUUCUGAGUGAAGCCGCCGCGCUCCGCCGCGGGCGGGCGGGCCCGGGCGCCGCCGCGGACCUCGCGGAUCCCCCGGGCCUCGGCGGGGGCGCCCCCGCCGGCGCCGCGCCCGCGGCGCCGCCCGCGGGCGCGGCGCUCCUCGCGCGGCUCGCGCUGCUCGGGGCGCUCGCCGCGGUCGGGCGGCCGCGGGCCCGGGCGGCGGCGCCGCCGCCUGCGGCGGCUCCCCUCGCUGCGCAGCGGGCGCGGCCCGCGGCGGUCGCAGUCGUUGCGCGGGCCGCAGCGGUCGUGCUCGCGCCGGAGCGGGCGCGGCCGAGGGCGCUCGCGCUCGCCCGGCGUGCCGCGCAGGGCGCAGGUUGCGGGCCCGCCGGGCCGCUCGAUUGCCUGAUCAAGAAGCGCCAGCUGUGCCGCUUCUUCGCCAGGGACGCCUGCGCGAAGGGCGUCUUCUGCAUCUGGGCCCACGGCGAGGCCGAGCUCGAGCUGGCGGCGCCGCCGUCUGGCCCGUGCGCCCGGAAGACGAGGCUGUGCAGCCACUACGUCGAGGGCUGGUGCGCCCAGGGCAAGCUGUGCCCGUUUGCGCACGGCUCGGACGAGCUGCGCAAGGACCCGAGGGACAAGUCCGCCCAGCGGCCGCAGCAGACGGGCGCGUGGCUCGGCCGGCGUCACGACCUGGACGCCGCUGUGAUGAUGGCAGCCGGCCCGGAGAAGCUGGAGCAGCUGACAGACGUGCAGAGGCACCUUGCCUCGGCGGGCGUCAGGGCCAGGUCGCCUCCCGCGGAGCGGCGGGGCGUCCCCGGGGGUCGUCGGCGCGCGGUCGGCGAGCUCGGGGGCCCCAGAGGCGACUACGAGAUCUGUGGCUCGAACCACGACCGGCCCGCAUUCAAGAGCGUGGAUUGCGGCCAGGGCUUCGAGUCCUUCAUCUACUUCUGGGACGACCGCGACGGCCCCGACUUCUCCGGCUGGUGGAUCGGGCCUGCGCUCGGCGGCCAGGACGUGUGGGUCCGCCACCUCGGAUCGCCCUCGGACAGGUGGCCUCCCAGGAGCGGCUGGCUCGCGCCGCACGACGGCCCCUUGGACCCCCACAUGGUGGUCGAGCCCGCGGAGGAGCAGCUGCCCGCCAGCACGCCGGGUCUCCCCGCGCUGGCCGACGAGCCCAGCAGUGCCGCGGCGGCCGCGCGCUCUGCGCGGCAGGCCUCGGCCCCGCGGCCAAAGCUGGAGGGCGGCAUGGCUGCGAGGCAGGAGGACGACGCGAGGGUGAAGGUGGACGGCGGCGCGAAGGUGAAGUCCGAGGGCGAGACGGACCGCAGACUGGAGCUGGCUGCGCUGGAGAGCAGCCUGGAUGCUGUGCACAAGGAGAGCGAUGAACAGAUGAAGCACAUGCUGGAGUUGCAGCGCAGCAUGCAGGAACUCCAGAAGAGCAUGGAGGACCGACGAGACCGUGAGGAGCAGAUCCAGAAGAAGAUGCGAAGCUUGCUUGCUGUCAAGACCGAGGCCUAG
Molecule: messenger RNA, 1902 nt
Organism: Prorocentrum cordatum
Lineage: Eukaryota; Dinophyceae; Prorocentrales; Prorocentraceae
Source: the annotation of a GenBank genome assembly